Talaromyces proteolyticus is the source of this 3139-nucleotide messenger RNA. RefSeq names its product putative DNA mismatch repair protein Msh1. Gene Ontology annotation, molecular function: ATP-dependent DNA damage sensor activity; mismatched DNA binding; ATP binding. Lineage: Eukaryota; Fungi; Ascomycota; Eurotiomycetes; Eurotiales; Trichocomaceae. The record is from RefSeq and is a predicted model, not a curated record. Gene Ontology annotation, cellular component: nucleus. The transcript is spliced from 2 exons. Gene Ontology annotation, biological process: mismatch repair. The coding region runs from base 452 to 3052 and encodes 866 amino acids.
GCUGAUAUGACAAACCAUUACCAUGCUUGUCCGAGCUUCUCAUGGCAGAUGGCUAAUCAAUACGGGCUUUAAAUCUGUCGUACUCGGGGUUCCUGCUACUUCUCGCGAGAGCACCAUUAGAACGAUAUGCGCGAAUGCGCGACGACGGCCCACUUUUCGAGCUCCAUAUACACAGACACCAGCAACCUUCACAAGAGGCGCAAAGAAGACGUCGAAAACGAAGUUGAAAGACCUUCCACAAGGUGCUUUGAAGCUUGAAGCUUACGAUGAUGGCUCCGAUGAUGCACCUCGUUAUCCUACCGUUGUGCAAGGACACAGGAACAACAUGGAGAAAUUCAAGAACUGCAUUGUCCUAACGCGAGUAGGAGGCUUCUACGAGGUAUGUUUGCGUGCUGAGGACAAGUGGAUAUGCUCCUAAUGAGAGAAGCUUUAUUUUGAGCAAGCAGAAGAAAUGGCACCUCUCCUCAAUAUCAAACUCGCAUCGAAAAAGACCAAUGCAGGCCCAGUCCCAAUGGCUGGUUUUCCUUUCUUUCAGCUAGAUCGCUUCCUUAAAGUGCUCGUGCAAGAUCUGAAUAAAUACGUGGCAAUUAGCGAAGAGUUUAUGAAUCCAGUUGAGGAAAAGUCGAAAUCUGGGGGACUUUUGUUCGACCGAAAGGUGACCAGAGUCAUCACGCCUGGCACUCUGAUCGACGAGAAGUUUAUCGACACGUCACAGAAUAACUUUCUUUUGUCAAUAUACGUGAAUACUGAUUUUCCUGGUCCUAAGAACGGCGAUGAUAGACAAAAUACUGCUGCAACUCACAUUCUCUCCUCAGGUACCCAACGGGUUGGACUCGCCUGGAUGGAUUUAUCUACGGGGGACUUUUACACUCAAGUCACUACAAGCCAGAUGUUGCCAUCGGCGAUUGCUCGCAUUGGUGCACGGGAGAUUGUAGCCGACCAACGCCUACAAAAUCUCUUGGGGCAAGAACUGCGAAUGCUUGUAGGCAUAGAUGACCAGCUUCUUACUUUCUUCGAUGCCCCACAGACUUCCAAACCAAUGUCAGAAUGGACGCCUAUGCUAGAGGCUCCUGUCUCACCAGACUUGGAGUCAAUAUUCACUAGUGAAGAGGUGGCCGCCGGUUUCAGCCUCCUCGAGUAUGUUCGUAUUCAACUCCAAGGCGUUGACAUGAAGUUACAACCACCUCGGCAGCGACAUUUAGAGGAGUCGAUGGGAAUAGACCGCAACUCUCUCAGAGGGCUAGAAAUUCUGGAGACUGCUCGAGAUGGUUUAGGCAAGGGUAGCUUGCUUCAUGCCGUGCGCAGAACCUCCACGAAAAGUGGUGCCCGACUUCUUCGGGAUAGACUAACUUCUCCAUCAACCUCUUCAUCUGUCAUAAAUGAGCGCCUAGAUCUCGUCGCUUAUUUUAUUGAGAAUGAGGAAAUACGAGAAACAGUUGUCCAACUUUUUAAACGGAGCUACGACUCACAAAGGUUGGUGCAGAAGUUCACAUUAGGCAGAGGAGAUCCCGAUGACUUGAUAUGCUUAUCGAGGGCUAUCGAAGCCUCUCGUGAGGUUCGUCGCGUAUUAUCAGACCAGCAAACCCUCACAGGUUCUAUCCCUGAAUCAUAUCGUAAAAGUAUGAGUGCGUUGAUGAACAGGAUGCUUCUUGAUGGCCCAACAGAGCUUGCAGAAAAAAUACUAGCUGCCAUUGACGAAGAAGGGCUACAGCAACAGCAGCGCAUCGAAGAAAGCAAUGCUGCCGAAGCUGCAGGCCUCGCACAAGAAGUUGCCCUAAGUGAAGGUCUCCCUGAAGAUAUUAAUUCGAUGCCUAGAAAAGUUCGUUUCAAAACGACCGGUCGACCAGGAGUCACAGUCGAAUCCGAUAGAGGGGACGUCGACACGUGGAUAAUGCGACGCGAUGCCAGUCCUACCUUAGGAAGGCUACAUGACGACCUUGAUGGCUUGAAAACAGAAAAAGCUGAUCUUACUACCCGCUUGCAAGAACAAGUCGGCUCAUCUGGAUUGACACUCAAAUGGACACCAGGCCUUGGUUAUAUUUGCCACGUGAAAGCAGCAAAAAUAUCGCAGCAAGCAUUGGAGGAACUCGGUGUGACCCGUAACGUCUCUUCAACAAAGAGCACUCGAUCUUUCUAUCUGCCAGCGUGGUCCCAAUUAGGAGCGCGAAUUGAUCAGGCAAGGGUACAUAUCCGUUCUGAAGAACAACGAAUAUUCGAGGACUUGCGUCGAGCAGUGAUUCUUAAUCUUGUAAAAAUCCGUCGCAACGCAGCCGUUAUGGACGAGCUGGACGUCGCAUGCUCAUUUGCUACCCUGGCCGAAGAGCAGCAAAUGGUGCGUCCCAUUUUAAACAAAUCCACAUCACAUCGCAUCGUUGGCGGCAGACAUCCUACCGUCAAAUUAGGGCUGGAGGAACAAGGUCGACCAUUUGUCAGUAACGACUGUUUUAUUGAUGAUCAAGAGCGUGUAUGGCUCAUCACAGGACCAAAUAUGGCGGGUAAAAGCACGUUUCUACGACAGAAUGCACUAAUUACUAUCCUAGCCCAAGUGGGCUCCUUCGUACCUGCAGAAUACGCAGAGAUUGGCAUCGUCGACCAGAUAUUCAGCCGUAUCGGUGCAGCCGAUGACCUCUUCCGGGACCAGUCGACCUUCAUGGUGGAAAUGCUCGAGACGGCGGCUAUUCUGAAACAAGCUACCUCUCGAUCCUUCGUCAUCAUGGAUGAGGUUGGACGAGGCACGACACCUGAAGAUGGAACUGCCGUUGGGUUCGCUUGCCUGCAUCACCUGUACCAUGUGAACCAAUGCCGGACAUUAUUCGCCACACACUUCCACGCUCUAGCUGAUAUGUCUGCUGGCUUUGAGAAACUGGGUACUUAUUGCACCGAUAUCAAAGAGAACCCCUCCGGUUCGUUUUCAUUUGUGCACAAACUACGGAGAGGAGUCAAUCGACGGUCGCAUGCUCUGAAGGUAGCUCGACUUGCUGGGCUUCCAGAGCGCGCAAUUUCUGUGGCGCAAGAUGUACUGCGCGAUCUGCGAUCCUCCAAGAACCAGUAGAAUGAGAACAAAAAUAGUCUCAAGCUAAGUGACGGCGCUUGAACAACAACACCAAGAUUCUUAUCUCGAACUUGAUUUCUAGUUUCA